Liolophura sinensis is the source of this 450-nucleotide messenger RNA. Its product is annotated as U7 snRNA-associated Sm-like protein LSm10. The record is from RefSeq and is a predicted model, not a curated record. Gene Ontology annotation, molecular function: histone pre-mRNA DCP binding; U7 snRNA binding. Lineage: Eukaryota; Metazoa; Mollusca; Polyplacophora; Chitonida; Chitonidae. Bases 1 to 450 code for a protein of 149 amino acids. Gene Ontology annotation, biological process: mRNA 3'-end processing by stem-loop binding and cleavage. Gene Ontology annotation, cellular component: cytoplasmic U snRNP body; nuclear body. The transcript has a single exon.
AUGUCCCAGUCUGACACAGUAUACAGGCCCAUCAUUGCCCCAAGAGAAAAGGCUUUGUCAAAGCAAAGUCUUAUCUGUCUUCUCCAGGGCUUACAUGACACAGUGACCACUGUGGAAUUGAGAAAUGAGAAUGCUGUCACAGGCAGAGUGGAACAUGUUGAUGCCUUCAUGUGUGUGACAAUGAGAAAUGUGACAUUGAAAAUGCCAGAUGGCAGAUGUAUGAGAUUCUCAGACUUUUUUGUUCACGGAUCUAACGUAAGAUAUAUCCAUAUACCAGACCAUAUCAACAUCAGGCGGACGAUAGAGUAUAACUGUAACCGUGAAAAACGAGCCAUGGAACAGCUGAAGAAAGAACAUGAUCUGAGAGUUGCAGCUGCCCAAAAGAAAAUAGAGAGGAGACAAAAGCAACUGGCUCAGAAGGAAGCUAAGCAGUCUACCAGUAAAACCUGA